Molecule: messenger RNA, 2232 nt
Organism: Heteronotia binoei (common prickly gecko)
Lineage: Eukaryota; Metazoa; Chordata; Lepidosauria; Squamata; Gekkonidae
Gene: DEF8
Product: differentially expressed in FDCP 8 homolog
Exons: 12
Coding region: 114-1469 (451 amino acids)
Source: RefSeq, a predicted model, not a curated record
GGCGCCCUUCGGCGACAAUGUAGCCAGCGGAGGAAGCGGCGCGGGCGGGAGGGCGAGCGCGCGGGCCGGGAGGCCGCCUCCCCCUCCCCCAUGGGCGGGCAGGUUGGCCUGAUAUGGAAUAUGACAAGAAGUUGGCCCGUUUCCGAAAGGGCCACCUCAACCCAUUCAACAAGGCCCCGCUGCAAAGCCAGCAUGAGCAGAAGACUGGGGGAGCUGCUGAGGAGUUUCCACAAAAAGACUUGAGCUUGGAGUUGUCCUCAGAGGAAUCCGAAUUCCAGUGCUCAGAGCGAACGAUGGACUUGGGGCUGGCUGAGGAUCACUUCUCCCGCCCAGUGGGGCUCUUCCUGGCCUCAGACAUUGAGCAGCUGCGGCAGGCAAUCGAGGAGUGCAAGCGGCGGAUCCUGGAGCUGCCGGAGAACUCGGAGAAGCAAAAGGACGCCGUGGUGCGGCUCAUUCACCUGCGCCUCAAGCUGCAGGAGCUGAAGGACCCGAGUGAGGACGAGCCCAACAUCCGCGUGAUCCUGGAGCAUCGCUUCCACAAGGAGAAGAGCAAGAGUGUGAAGCAGACCUGUGACAAAUGCAGCACCAUCAUCUGGGGACUCCUCCAGACCUGGUACACCUGCACAGGGUGUUCCUAUCGCUGCCACAGCAAGUGCCUGAACCUCAUUUCCAAGCCCUGCGUGCGCUCCAAGGUCAGCCACCAGGCGGAAUACGAGCUCAGCAUCUGCCCAGAGACGGGGCUGGACAGCCAGGACUAUCGCUGUGCCGAGUGCCGAGCUCCCAUCUCUCUCCGGGGAGUCCCGAGCGAGGCCCGGCAAUGUGACUACACCGGCCUCUACUACUGCAGCAACUGCCACUGGAACGAUCAGGCCGUCAUCCCGGCCAGAGUUAUCCACAACUGGGACUUCGAGGCCCGCAAGGUGUCUCGGUGCAGCAUGCGUUACCUGGCGCUGAUGGUGUCUCGGCCGGUUCUCAAGCUGCGCGAGAUCAACCCGCUUCUCUUCAACUAUGUCGAGGAGCUGUUGGAGAUCCGGAAACUGCGCCACGACAUCCUGCUCAUGAAGCCGUAUCUCAUCACCUGCAAGGAGGCCAUGGAGGCUCGCCUGCUGCUCCAGCUGCAGGAUCGGCAGCACUUUGUGGAGAACGACGAGAUGUACUCUCUGCAAGACCUGAUGGACGUCUAUGCCGGGCGCCUGAGCUGCUCCCUGACGGAGAUCCACACGCUCUUCGCCAAGCACAUCAAGUUGGACUGCGAGCGGUGCCAAGCCAAGGGCUUUGUGUGCGAGCUCUGCAAGGAAGGGGACGUGCUCUUCCCCUUCGAUAGCCACACCUCGAUGUGCGUGGAUUGCUCAGCUGUCUUCCACAGGGAUUGCUAUUAUGACAACUCCACCACCUGCCCCAAGUGUGCCCGGCUGAAUCUGAGGAAGCAGUCGCUGCUCAAGGAUCCUAGCAUGGAGCUGCAGGCAUAGAGAGGCGCAUUCUGCCUUCCCUUGGCUGGAGAGAGACAGCACUGGAGAACGUGGCUUCACCUGCUGCCACUGCCCAGGAAGAGCCGAGCCCAGAUGGCAAGGAGCCCCAGCUUUGCACAGGAGUGCAGCUGGAAACAUUUUGUCCAAAGCUGGAAAACGACACAGCUGGGUGGCUGUUGGUCUUCAGCCCUAGACUCUCUUCCAGUGGAGGGGACAUCAGGACUCUUCUGCAUGCACCAGAGUUUGCAGAAUUUCCUUGCCUGGAGUUGUGAGCUGAGGAUCAGCUCCGCUAGAGGCCUCUGCCCUGAGCGGGAGGAGGACAUGUCAUGUUGGUCCAAGGAUUACUCCCAGUAGGUAGGGAGCAGUCCUGGAGAAACGACAGGCUGGCUGUGCUGUGAAGGAGUUCUUCAGUGUGCUGUGCCAUCGGCACGCUCUGCAGGUGUUCACCGUCUGUGUGGCAUACAGACCCCAAGGAGAGGCCUCCACCAUUUCGUUCCCAAUGACGGCAUGUCCUGGUGGAAGGUGAACUCAGUGGGUUUGGCUUAUGGGACCACCAGAUGUCUAGAAGUUGUUUCCCUCUGACUUGGGUCCAUUGGGGAGAGAAGCCAGAGCUGUUCCCAUCUUCUUCAUCAUCGUCACUGUGAGGUAGUAGCAAAUUCAAGGACUGAAUGGAUUGUAAAGAUGGAACAGCCCUUGGCACCCAGGACAGGAAUAAUUUAUCAUGAGCACUAAAAUCACUUUAAAUAAAGUUGUGUUCAAUCUU